This is a messenger RNA of Gadus macrocephalus (Pacific cod), 2638 nucleotides long. Its product is annotated as terminal nucleotidyltransferase 5C-like. The transcript has 4 exons. Bases 769 to 2019 code for a protein of 416 amino acids. Gene Ontology annotation, biological process: mRNA stabilization. Lineage: Eukaryota; Metazoa; Chordata; Actinopteri; Gadiformes; Gadidae. Gene Ontology annotation, molecular function: poly(A) RNA polymerase activity; RNA binding. The record is from RefSeq and is a predicted model, not a curated record.
UGUGCGCGUGCAUACGUGCGUGCGCACGCUCGUGUGUGUGUGUGUGUGUGUGUGUGUGUGUGUGUGUGUGUGUGUGUGUGUGUGUGUGUGUGUGUGUGUGUGUGUGUGUGUGUGUGUGUGUGUGUGUGUGUGUAUGUGUGCGCGUGUGUGUGCGUGUGUGUGUGUGUUCGUGGGUUUGUGUUUGUAUUGGUUUGAACUUUGCUUUUGGGUUCUAUAUAAGCCCUUAUUUUCGGAAAUUGUGCAAUUGAAAAAAACAUAUGGGUAGCUAAUUUGGCUGACGCCGGUGUAUUGCGGGGCCAUCCCUUAAUGGCUCCUAAAUCAGUCUGAAGUUCAGGGUGCAAUUUGCAGCAAAUUCGGACCGUCGUAGGCUAUCUAUAUGUUAAUUCGGUUAACCUUUAAUGCGUAUAAUGUAGAGGCGCGCGGCUGCUCGACCACUCCUUAACGGGAUGACGGAAGGUCGCUAUGGAAACUGCGUUACGCCUAGAGCGGUCGAGAAGAAAACAGCAGAGCGAGACCCAAAAAAGAUUCCUCAUUUCAGCACCGCACCUCCUGGACAGCGCCCGCGCGCUCUGCCCGGCCGCGCCGAAUGACACCGCCCGAUAUGUGCUGAAUCGUGAGGGGACAGAAACCGCACAGAUACUAAAUCAGAACCCAUAGUAGCAAGGAUCCCCCGAGAGACGGCAAGACCCAAGCCGCCGACUUUUCUUACUUCGCGCGUGAUUUCGAGAGGCACUUUCUCCCUUCUCUCACGAUCAACAGAACGCCAUCAUGAGUGAGAGGAGAUCCAACCAGCGCUUCCACAGCCUCAACGCAGAGCAGGUGGAGGUCCUGGACCAGGUGCUCUCGGAGGUGGUUCCCAUCCACGGCCGGGGGAACUUCCCCACGCUGGAGCUUCGUCCGCGGGACAUCAUCAUGGCAGUGAGGGCCCGGCUGGAGAAGCAGGGCAUCCUGGUGAAGGACGUGCGGCUGAACGGCUCCACGGCCAGCCACGUGCUGGUCCAGGACAAUGGCACCAGCUACAAAGACCUGGACAUCAUCUUCGGUGUGGAGCUGCCCAAACAAGAGGACUUUCAGGUGAUCAAGGAGUCCGUCCUGGGCUGCCUCCUGAACUGCCUUCCAGCCGGGGUAAAUCGGGAGCGGAUAAGCAGCGCCACCAUGAAGGAGGCCUACGUCCAGAAGAUGGUCAAGGUUUUCAACGAACACGACCGCUGGAGCCUCAUCUCGCUCUCCAACAACAGUGGCAAAAACCUGGAGCUCAAGUUCGUGAGUGCUCUCAGGCGGCAGUUCGAGUUCAGCGUGGACUCCUUCCAGAUCAUCCUGGACCGUCUGCUGGAGUCCUACUUACAGCUGGAGGCCCAGCAGCCCCCCGGAGGGGCAACUUCUGACCAGAGCAAGCCUCUCCAAUUACCUGGCAAGGUCCCCGCUAUUGAGGUGCUGGCGGAGAGCAUGUACGGCGACUUUGAGGCCGCCAUGGACCACCUGCGCUGCCGCCUGAUCGCCACCAGGAACCCGGAGGAGAUUCGCGGGGGCGGGCUGUUGAAGUACAGCAACCUCCUGGUCAGGGACUACCGGCCAGCCAGCGAGACCCAGAUAAAGACGCUGGAACGCUACAUGUGCUCACGGUUCUUUAUAGAUUUCCCCGACGUGCAGGAGCAGCAGCGGAAGAUCCUGUCCUACCUGAAGAACCACUUCAUCGGGGAGGAGAGGAGCAAGUACCAGUACCUGAUGACGCUGCGGCGCGUGGUCGACGACAGCACCGUGUGUCUGAUGGGCCACGAGCGGCGGCAGACCCUCAACAUGAUCACGGUGCUGGCCCUCAGAGUCCUGGGAGAGCAGAACAUCAUCCCCAACACGGACCACGUCACGUGCUUCUACCAGCCUGCCCCGUACAUGGCCGAGCACAGCGCCCCCUACCUGGCCGAGGCCAGCUACUGCAGCUACUACAUCCCACAGGGGGGAUCCACUCUGCUGUACCAGCCUUACCCCUUACACUUACACACACAGAGCGGACUGGUUUGAUGCACAACAUCAGACGAUUGCACACACACGCGCACACAUGCAUGUGUAAAUGCUGGUACAGACCCACACACAGACACACACACACCAACAUAAUUAAACAUCACAGGUGCGUACACAAACACAGACAUCAAAAUUGAAGGAAGCACACACACAAGUAAAACCACAACAGCCACAACAGAAAUAAGGGGGAAGGUGCUUGCAGAAACACGACCAGCAUCACCAAGGGAUAAGUGUUCGCAUUAGUCAUAAAGCUGUAUGAUUGGAACUGAGUAGGUUUUUUCUGAACACAAACGUACCGCUCUGUGGAGUUUCCACAUGAUUAAAUAUAAUUACCGUGGCGAAGCUUCUCAAAAUUAUAAUUUUGGACACAUAAUACAUGGACAUGCACACACACACACAAACCCCCAGACACACACAAACACACACACAUACACACACAAACACACACACACACACACACACACACACACACACACACACACACACACACACACACACACACACACACACACACACACACACACACACACACACACACACACACAAACACACACACACACACACACACACACACACACACACACACACACACACACACACACACACACACACACACACA